UAUGCAGCAGCGCAAAGAAGAGCGAGAGGCAGCGCGCUGGAAUUUGGCAACAGAGCUUACAUGCAUCACAACUCUUCCGAUGGCUAUAUGGAUUGACACAGCGCCCACUGAGAUGAAGUAUAGUGAGAAGAUUAAUUGAAGAGGGGACUCUCUCCUCACUGUUCUCAUGUCUAAAAGAUAGCAGAGGAGGAAACGGCCACACGGGAGUGUGUCUGGCUGUGUGUGGGUUUCCACCACUCCUGUUAUUUGAACUGUUGUUAUUGUUCAACACACACACAAACAUCCUGCCAAAAUGUCACGGAGGGAACGGUCGUGGUCGGUGUACAGGUCGAACACUUUUGAGCUUUCCUCAGAGAUGCUUGGACUAGCAUUGGAAGGAAACAGUCAAGAUCCAGAUGAGCCAGUACUGGAGUUCAGUCUUGUCUGUAGUGAGCUGACCACACCGUCUUUGGACCGAAAACCCAACAGUUUUGUUGCUGUGAGCUGUACCACACCUCCUCAGGCUUUCUGGACCAAACAUGCACAGACAGAGAUCAUUGAGGGUACAAGUAAUCCCAUGUUCCUCAGCAGUGUGGCUUUCUUCCAAGACUCCCACAUUAACCAGCACACACAGGUCAAGCUCUCUGUGUACGAUGUAAAAGAUCGCUCACAAGGAACGAUGUACCUUCUUGGCUCAGCGAUGUUUCCAGUGAAGGAUCUUCUGCUAGAAAAGAACCAUAGACUAAACUUACCUCUCAGGUCAGCAGAAAACAAGCAUGUGGGUAGUAUUACAGUCAUUGCCUGGCAGCUAGAGGAGAAGAGAGAUCAGCAUACACCUAUCAAACAACUACAAGACACCAUCAAUGGCAGGACUGUCCUCUCCGUGGAUGAGAGUCUGACAGAAUCUGUGGGAGUCCGAGCGAAAUACGCCUCUCUGUGGAAAGACUCUUUUCUUCGAUCUGUGUUUGGUGGCACCAUGUCACGUAUGUACCGUUUUCCAACCACUGAUGGGAAUCAUUUACGGAUCCUGGAACAGAUGGCUGAGAGCGUCCUGUCACUUAACAUCCCACGACAGUUCGUCAAACUCUUACUGGAAGAGGAUUCCUCGAGAGUAUCUGAGCUGGAGGAGUUAGGGGAGUUAUCACCGUGUUGGGAGAAUCUCAGACGGCAAAUUGUGACGCAGUACCAGAGCAUCCUUCAGACCUAUCAGGAUACACACACAGACCUGCAAGACUACAAAGGUCCAUCAUUUAAAGCCAGUAAUCUGAAAGCAGAGAGGAAAUUGGAAUUUAUGCCUACCAAUCUUCAUGUGCAGAGAAUGAGGGCUCAGGAUGAGUCUGGCUGCGAUCACACCUAUGAUGUGGUUACGAUCGGGGCCCCUGCAGCUCACUGCCAGGGCUUCAAAACUGGUGGUUUGCGGAAACUAUUACAGAAAUUUGAGGAGGCAAAAAAAGUCAUUUAUGAGGAGGAAUGCAGUGCUCUGUCCAGCUCCCAGUCCAUAGUCUACAUCCCUCAGGAUAUUAUCCGUGCCAAAGAGAUCAUCUCCCAUAUCAACACGCUCAAGACUCAGGUCAGCUACUACGCUGAGCGCCUGUCUCGUGCCGCUAAAGAACGCUCCGCUAACAGCAUGGAGAGAACCCUCGCCAUCCUAGCGGAUAAGACACGGCAGCUGGUGAUGGUGUGUGACUGUAAACUGCUGGCGUCUGCAGUGCAGGCCCUGAACGCAGCUAGACCCGAGUACAUCGCCUCUAAAAACUCGCCCUCUGCUGACUCAGAGCAGGUGGUGCUGAGGAAUGAUCAGGACACACUACUGGCCAAAUGGAGUGGCAGAAACAGUCGUUCGUCCCUCCAUGUUGAUUGGCAUGAGGAAGAGUGGGAAAAGGUGUGGGGGAAUGUUGACAAAAGUCUGGAGUGUAUCAUCCAGCGAGUGGACAAACUGCUGCAGAGGGACCGUUUGCACAGCAGCAGCAGUGAGGACAUGUUCCAGACUGACCAGCAAAGUGGCACCAGUAAGAAAGGUAAUGGGAAAACAAAAGCCUUCUGGAUCAACCCUGUCUGCAUGGAGGAGCCUUCCUCUGUCCCUGAACCGCAACAACAGUCACCUUCACCAUCUUCACCACCCGAUCUGAACCCUGCAUGCCCUGUUAAUGCAGAAACACAUGCCUAUGGCAGCAGCAGCAGUGGAGAGGAGAGUUACCCAGGUGAGUGGAGCGAGGCUCUGUAUCCCCUCUUGACGACCCUAACAGAGUGUGUGGCCAUGAUGAGCGACAAAGCCAAGAAGUCAAUGGUUUUCUUGCUCAUGCAAGACAGCGCACCCACCAUCGCAAUGGACCUCAACCUGCAGUACCGCCGAGACGUGGUCUUCUGCCAGACACUCACAGCACUAAUUUGUGGCUUCAUCAUCAAACUGAGAAACUGUCUCCGUGACGAUGGUUUCCUGAGACAGCUUUACACCAUCGGUCUGCUCGCUCAGUUCGAGUGCCUAUUAAGUACUUAUGGAGAGGAGUUAGCCAUGUUAGAGGACAUGAGCAUAGGAAUAAUGGAUCUUCGAAAUGUGACGUUCAAGGUGACGCAGGCCAUCUCUACCUCUUCCCCCGACAUGCUGCCGGUGAUCACCGGAAAUAGAGACGGGUUCAACGUUCGCAUCCCGCUCCCGGGAAGCAUGUUUGAUGCAUUGCCAAGGGAGAUCCAGAAUGGCAUGCUGCUGCGGGUACAGCCGGUGCUGUUCAACGUGGGCAUCAACGAGCAGCAAACGCUCGCCGAGAAGUUUGGAGACACGUCGCUUCAGGAGCUCAUCAAUGUGGAGAGCCUGGCACGUCUUAGCUCUUACUACCAGCAGUUCAAAGAGGUUUUACCUGACGACUGUCUUCCUCGCUCUCGUAGUCAGACGUGUCUCCCAGAGCUGUUGCGGUUCCUUGGUCAAAAUGUUCAUGCUAGGAAAAAUAAAAAUGUAGACAUCUUGUGGCAGGCUGCAGAGAUUUGUCGGCGACUAAAUGGAGUACGUUUUACCAGCUGUAAAAGUGCCAAGGACCGCACUGCUAUGUCAGUGACUUUGGAGCAGUGUCUGAUCCUGCAGCACGAGCAUGGCAUGGCCCCGCAGGUCUUCACCCAGGCCCUCGACUGCAUGCGCAGCAUUGGGACCAGGGAGGGGGUAACUCAGAAGAACCUGAGCGGCUUAUUGCCCGUACGUGACUUCAGGCUGGACCCCAGUCUGCUCUACUCUCUGCCCCUUCUGGCCCUGAGCCCAAACCUGCUCAUCGUCUGGGUGUUCCUCAGCAUAGCCUACCUGCUGGCCAAACUCCGCUGCAGCUGAGCCUGAGACCCCCUUUUCCAUUUUUCUUUCUCUCUUUCCCUCACCCUGGCUAUCUCAGCACUUCCUUUCUCUGUUUUUCUGUUUCUUCGUCCUCUGGGUGAGGAGCUGUGUGCAGACAAUGCUGAAUUCUUUGUGGUUGUACAGCUCUUCUCUCUAACAGCCAAUCUAAAGGUCUUGGUGGUCAUUUCUGCCUUACCUCUCUCUCUCUCUCUCUCUCUCUCUCUCUCUCUUGCUCAAGUAAUCAUGGAUGAGAAAAGUUUGUAAAAUAAUUUGUGACAUAUAACAAAUAUUCUGAUUAUUUUAGAGGGUUAAUUGAA
Messenger RNA from Sinocyclocheilus anshuiensis, 3609 nucleotides. Its product is annotated as type I inositol 3,4-bisphosphate 4-phosphatase-like. Gene Ontology annotation, molecular function: phosphatidylinositol-3,4-bisphosphate 4-phosphatase activity. Bases 293 to 3292 code for a protein of 999 amino acids. The record is from RefSeq and is a predicted model, not a curated record. The transcript is spliced from 25 exons. Gene Ontology annotation, cellular component: cytoplasm. Lineage: Eukaryota; Metazoa; Chordata; Actinopteri; Cypriniformes; Cyprinidae.